Molecule: messenger RNA, 9407 nt
Organism: Bacillus rossius redtenbacheri
Lineage: Eukaryota; Metazoa; Arthropoda; Insecta; Phasmatodea; Bacillidae
Product: E3 ubiquitin-protein ligase RNF25
Exons: 6
Coding region: 84-1055 (323 amino acids)
Biological process (GO): protein ubiquitination
Cellular component (GO): nucleus
Molecular function (GO): protein binding; ubiquitin protein ligase activity
Source: RefSeq, a predicted model, not a curated record
GUUGCAUUGGUAUCUUUGACGAGGAGGUUGUCAAAAUUUAUAGGGAUCUGAAAAAUUUUAUAAUAAAAGUGCUGUGAAAGAAAAUGGAAAAUCUGGACGAGAGGGUGCUGGACGAGAUCGAAGCCCUCAAGGCCAUACUCAUGGACGAAGUGGACGUGAAGAUGAACGACAGGGGACAGCCGGUGGCGGUGGAGACAGUGGUGCGGCCCUCCACGGCAGACGACCCUGGGCAGCAGUACGUGUGCCUAACUCUUGUUGUUGGGCUCACGGAUGGUUACCCAGAAAUGGCGCCUGAGGUGCGGCUGCGCAACCCGCGUGGCCUGGAUGACCACACGUUGGCCCGGAUCGAGCGCGACCUAGCCGACAAGUGUCGCUCCUACUGCGGCCAGCCGGUGGUCUACGAGCUAGUCGAGCUGACGAAGGAGCACCUCACCGCCAGCAACCUGCCCUCCUGCCAGUGCGCCAUCUGCCUGUACGGCUUCAGCGAGGGCGACCACUUCAGCAAGACGGAGUGCUACCACUACUUCCACUCGCACUGCCUGCACUGCCUGGUGACCAGCACGCGCGCCUCCUUCCUGGAGGAGAACUCCAAGCUGCCCGUGUGGCUGCGCCAGCGCGCCGACUGGCCGGUGCCGGUGUUGUGUCCCGUGUGUCGGGAGCGGAUCAGCUACGAUGGCGAGGCGCUGGCCGGAGCUCCCCCGCCUCAGGAGCUCAGCAACGCACACCAGUUCGAGAUGAGCGACGAGCUGAGGCGGCUGCAGGACAAGAUGGCAGCCCUGUUCUACCACCAGAAGCAGCGCGGGGGUAUCAUCGACCCGGAGGCUGACGAGUCCAAGAGAACUCUAGUGCUGGAUCAGCCGCCCAGUCCCCACUCGGAGACCAGCCCCGGGCCCAGCCUGCCGGCCCUGUCCCCCCAGCACGUGUCGGGGGAGGGGGCCCGUAGCUGGCGUCGGCCCGGCCCGCCUGCAUCCCCGGAGCACGCGGGCGUGCGCAGUUGGCGUCGCGGGGGCCGACGCCCAGGUGCCAAGCCACCCCGGGCCACCACCACCAGAUGACGAUGGCUUGUGGACUUCAGCUGGCCGUGCCGGCCUCCCGGGUAGAACUGCCCUCGUAGCCUCGCUCCUAGUGCUGCUGUCUCGUCGUUUCCUUGUGUGUGUCUGUGUCGGAUUCAUCCUGUUACAAACAUGUCUUGGAGAGUGUGGCUUGCUUUGCUACCAGAUGCACGGGAGUGGAGGAGUCCUGCAGCUUACCUCUGAGGCAUUUAGGAUAUUUAUUUUUUUUUCAAUAACUUUCAAGCUCUUUUGAGUAAAUAUUCGGCUUAACUAUAUUGAGUAUAUAUCCUUCAACUUUUAGGUUAUGCUAAUGUUUUUUAUUGUCACAAAUGUUUAAAUACAAAAUAUGAAUGGCAGUUGUCCACAUGAUUGUGUAGACAUUGUAAGCACAUGUUAUUAGCUUCUGGCCAUGAUUGUGUGACGGCUGCAGAGCAGCGGGAAAAUGUUGGUGCGUACCGGGAAUGCACUUGGAGUCGGUCGGGGAUGCUUGACUGGGCUUCGUCCAUGGAUGAUACUGUGGAGCAGAAACUCAGUGAUGUUUCACAGGGUGAGAUAAUUCUUGACCACCUUGUCCCGGUGUCCACACACGCACAUCAGACCACCUGCCUGCCCAGCAUGUCUCCGGCACACACAAGGUCUGUGGUGGGAUAACCUAUGUCCGCAAAUAAUCUCUUGUGAUGGAGCAAGUCACUAAUUUUUAAUUAUUAUGAAUUGUGAACCAUGAUUAAAAGAAUUAAAUUAUAACUAUUUUAAUUAAGUACAAAUACGUAGCCCAGUAUAGUACAACAUGUAUAGAUUAUUUUGGAACACUCACAGAUGCGCUACACAAUGCUGUUCAUAACUGCACAUAAGCAUAUACAGUAAACCCCAUUGUUACAACCCAUUUAUAUUACUUUUAUUUUUUUGGAACCAUGAAACAUUUUACAAAAUUAAGUAAAAAAUGUAAAGGAAAUAAGCCCAAAAUUCGUGUGUUUCUCAUGGCAAGUGCAGUACUACAAGUAGCACAGUAGACAUCCCUAUACCUGGUAAUCUUCACCCUCCACCCGGUAGCCUUCCCAUCUGCUUCUGGCGUUACGGUAGUAUAACCUCAUUACUAAGUACUUACAGGGACCUUGAGUUUUUGUACUUAGCACUGAAAAAUACAUACAUAUCAUCAUUACAAAGAGAAAAAUCAUAAAAUUAAUCAAAAAUAUAGCAUUACUGUAAGAUACAACAUGAUCAUUUGGUGAAAAUCUGGCAUCAGUUUCUGCAUACCUAAGUUUAUUAUUAUUUUUAUUUUUUUUUUAAAUAUCUGUCAUUUCAGGUUGUUUUUGAGUUUUAAUGAUGCUCUUUUGAGCAAAAUGUUCUAUGUCAUAGAAAGAUUUCCUGAUCUCUUCUGAAAAAUGUUCAUGUUUGGAGAGGAAUUUGCUUAGUUUUUCUAAGCUGAGAAUAGCUUCCGUAGCUGUCACAGGGGCUCCUCACUGUCAGCUUAUGAUGACUGUAAUUGAAUGACUUCACUAAUGAUGUCGCUGUCAGUCAACACUGGUGUCAUUUCUAUUUAAUUACCCACAGUCAUUGUCUGUGAAUGAAACAGCAUCAAACUGCAUGGAGGCUGACAUUUCUUGCCAUACUUCAGGGUCAAUGUCAUUUCUUUCUCAUGUUUGUGCUGUGGUGUGGCUUGCAUCCUGGUCUGAUGAAGUCGCAGUUAGCUCGUCAGCAUUACAGUUUACAAUGCCAGACUUUCUCCAGCAGUUGGCAAUACAGUAGAAUCUCGUUAUAGCGAGCACGGUAAUAGCGAGAACACGGCUAUAACGAGCCGUGUUCUCGCUAUUACCGUGCUCGCUAUAACGAGGUAUUUUUGAGGAAUUUACGGCGUGAUCGCUUGAAGCGCGCUUUUGUUAUUUUUCUGCUUUAUCUCCACCCCUCUCGCUCGCCACUAGACAUCUUGCCGUUGACGCCUGUCACAUUCUUCAGCCUUGCAGUCGCCACCUAAGUGCGUGGGUUUAUAAAUAUAAUCCCAUCCUUUCUUUCUUUUAUCAAACUUCCGUUAGUUAUCUGUGUCGUGUGUAGACAAAGUUUGAGAUUGGAACAGAAACAACGUAAGAAAGUAUUUUUUACAAAUUAGAAAUAUGUAAGUUUUUGUUUUUAUAAUCGCGUAUUUUCACGUUUUUUUUUGGUUAUCUUAAAUGAGAUAAUAUUAAAAAGCCGCUCUAAUGAGAUUUAAUUGUUUCUUGGUUAACAAAAACUAUUAAUUAUCAAAUACUGUUAAUUGUUUAUAUUAUAUUUAUUAUUAUUUACGCGACGUCAUACUGUACGCGUACGCAAUACGACUGGAUUCGUUGCUGCAACAUAACAUAGCAUGUUAUGCGGUAUCAGAAGUAACGAGUAACGUAACGAUAGUAACGAGUACUAAUUGUUAUAGUAACGAAUAAAUACGGGUACACAUUUUUUCGUUACUUUUACACCUCUAGUAGGCACUACCGUAUUUAUUUCCUAAUCGCUAGGGCAGUUUUCUUGUAACUUUUGUUUCGGGCAGUUUUUGGGGUAUCUGUCCGGGAAAGGGGUGGUGAUGGUUUGAGUUUAAUCCCAAAUUUAUUUUCUAAAAAAGUUGACAGGUUUCUUUAAAUGAAAAAAGUAUAGUUUUCCAGCGACUAUUUCGUUUGAGGCGUACGUGCGUUGCCGCAGCCGCACUCCUGCUUUUUUGUAAGGAAUUAAAUUGUCGUGCUACACUAGCACCACCUGUUAGCAACAUCCCGAACCAACAUGGCCGCCAGCAGACAGCCCGCGUCGGCAAUAGAUAGCAGGACAAUGCUGCGUCGGCCGCGGGCUGAGAUGCUAUACUUACGUGGCGUGGUAGGGUAUUCUGGUUAUUUUGACGCAAUCGGUGAUCGCAUCCGUACUUAUGGGGUAUCGUUUUAAAGAGAAUUCACACAUCUGCUCACAGAAAUUAAGAUUUCGUUAAUAUAACCUGUUAUUUUCUAAUUAUACAGGUUUAAACACAAUUUUUAUGCUAUUUUCGGUUAAUUUUUAUUUUUUGGGGGCCAAAAUCUGUCCAAUUCGGUUAUAGCGAGGACACGGUUAUAGCGAGGAUCAAACCCGGAACCGUGACACCUCGCUAUAACGGGACUCUAGUGUAGUUUCUUGUUGAACAUUCCACCAUCCACCUGUGAUCAUCUCAAUUUCCUGACGAACAUUGAUGUUGGUGGGCACUUUUAACCUAAUGUUGAUGAGCAACCUCUCAACAAGGCGUUUUCUAAAAUGUACCUUGGCAUUCUGAAUAAUGCCUUGAUCAAAGGGCUGCAACUGAGAUGUGCAGUUCGGUGGCAGAAACAUCAGUUUGUUUUUUCCAGUCUAACAACACUGUGUGCUACGCAGUUGUCUAUUAACAAAGAAUUUUUCUUCUUUUUUUUUUUUAGUGUCCUUAUCAGUCUUUACCAGCCAAUUUUGAGAAGAGUUCUCUUGUCAUCCAUGCUUGGGUGUUGUUAGCAUAAUCUGCAGGAAGAAAAAGAAACUCCUUUGAAGCACCUGGGAGUCUUGUGUUUACCAGUGAUUAAUGGCCUCAAUUUUUUUUGUUCCUGUGGCAUUGCAACAAAGCAACACAGACAACCUUUCCUUUGCUUUUUUUUUGCUCCAGUGAAUUUUCACCUUCAUAUGCCAUUGUCUUGUUAGGCAGAAGCUUGUAAAAAUAGGCAGUUUCAUCAGCAUUGAAAAUAUUGUCUAAUGAGUACGACUUAAAAAUACUCUCCAGCUUCUCUUCCUUCGACUGGUUUGCAGCCUCUGUGUCCGCAUCUUCAUCCUUCCCACUCGCAGCCUUCCAUGAUGUACCAUGUCGUUCCCAGAAGCACUGCACUCCCUUGGAAUUCAUUGAUGUCCAUAAGCAAUGCAAACUGUCAUGCUUUUGAUAGUGGAAUGUGACUUUAAAACUGUUCUUAGUCUGUGUUUGUUUCCCAAACGUAUUAUUUUGUUGAAGACACCACGAACGUAGGGACUAAUUAAUGUGCCACUUGAUUUAUUUAUAGUUUUUUGUCGAUUGUUUUGGAAUUGGUUUUUUUUUCAAGUGCUGUUUUAUGAUGUCAGAUGGGUAGCCAUAUGCUAUAAGUUCAUAUUCAUAAGUGUCUAAUAUUUAGAGGUUGAACAUUUUGUCCAUGUUGUCAUCGAUGUGUUGUCGAUAAUACUUGCUUAGUUUCAUUGUUGGUUCCGUUUAUCUGACAUCAGCCGAUUCAGUCUUGUUUUCUGUGAAUUUUUUAUCUUCAUAUUUUUAUUUAAUUUUUUAUUUAUUUUUGGAAUUUUUCCAUGAAAAACAUUGCAAAUAUGCAAUGGCAUAUGUCCAAAAAACUGCGUUAAAUGAACGUUCUUAAGUUGCAAAAUGUUACCUGCUCAACAGUGUCUCUGAGGAUGUUAAAGAAGAAUGUGCUGUAGCAUGCGAGGAGCGGGUUGCGGCCGUGAAGGCACUGCCACUGGCAGCCUCCCAGAUCUGCCUCCUGCAUGUGCAAUCUGGCAUUAGUGUCACGAUUAGCCAGGAAAAUGUACAGUCAUAAUAGACAGUUUGCUUAAAACAAAAUUAAAGGUAAGCAAAGAGAUGAGUGAAGUGCUAAAUCAGACUGGUACAAAAAUCACUUUAAACAUCCGCACACCUUGCUUUUGCUCUGGCAUUGAGCUGGUGUUCCUGCCAGCAGCCCCUAGACAGACAAGGAUGUGCUUAGGGCAAUGGAAGCGAUAGUCGCUAGUUGGAUGGCAUUAAAACAAACUACCGGUACCAACUGCCACAGUCAUGCCCACUGUUAAAUUCCACGGUUGGCCCGGCAAUACAACUGAGAAAAAUAACAAAGAAAUUUUAUAACUUCUUAUUGUAGAUAUUUAAAGAUUGUUUUAAGUUACUCAGUGAUUUGGUAAAGUUUUUAAUUUAAAAAAUUGGUUGUCUGUAAAGUCGGUUUACGGACGAUAGUUUAACGUGACGUCAUAACAAAACAUUGAUGAAAUGAUUGAUCCAGAAGAAAAGGAAAUAUAUCCGGCCCAGGGGCGCAACAACUAAAUUUCCAAAGGGGGGGCAAUAUACCUUUUUUUAUAAAGAAUCAUCGAUCCCCCCUAUUGAGGCGGGGAGUCCGGGGGUCCUCCUCUGGGAAAAUUUGUAUUUCAAGGUGGAACUGGGUGCUAUUUAAGCAGUUUUAUUAUCUAUUAUUUCUUUGCCCCCAUUUGCCCCCACUUCAAGGUUUCAGGGGGGGGGGGGUGUCAACCCUUGCCCCCCCCCCCCCCAUUUUUGUUGCGCCCCUGAUUCGGCCUGAGACUGAGCCGUAAUAGGUUUUUGCAACCAAACCAGUUAGGCAUUAAAAAUAUUAUAUUCUUUGAGGAAGAAAUUUUUUUUUAAAUUUUUCUAAUUUUUGUAUGAUAAAAUCUACCUCAGCAUACUUUUAUGAAUAAAAUUGAAUCAUUUUUAUUUAAUUAUCACUAUUUUGUAUGAAUACAAAGGAGUGAAAUGAAAUGUACAAUUUAAUUAAUAAAUUUACUUUUAUUUGCAUUCAUUAAUUCAAAUAUAUUUAGUACUUUUGAAAUGUUGCGUGCGCCAUAUUUAUUUUUACAAGUACAAAAAAAAAAUUCGCAGCUGCCGGGAUUCGAACAGACAACCUUUAGAUUAGAAGUUAGUGGUGCUGACCACCAGGCCACGAGGCCACACUUGAAAUAUAAUAGUUUCAGAUGUUAUAUACAUAUUUAUAAACUUUUUGUUCACGGUAGGGGAAUAAUAUUAUUUUGUUUUUAUAACAAGAUUUUAUAACAAAUACGUAUCCCAAAUACACUAAACUUAUUUAUAAUUUGUUACAAUUUUUUUAAAACAUUAUGCAAAAGAUCCCGUGUGUAAUUUGAAUUAUUAUGUGUAACUGUACAACACCAUUGUUGGUUCAAAACGUAUUUCAUUAUUCAACAUUACUUUUAAAUAACUGUACCGAUUGUGCUGAAAAUCGGUUGAUGAUCGUUAAAUUACAUAAUAUUAAUAAUUCAAGCGAUGAAAAUAUGAUUGAAAAGUCAAAUCGAUGGUUGUUCCAAUCGAGUGGAAGAGAGAUGCCAUGCAUGCGUACAAUGAGCAAACAGGACACAUCCGUAGUGGGACAUCCAUAGUGGGACACUUUUUCGUGCGUGCAGCCGGCGUUCAUUGAUUUAUUAGACGUUGUCACGUCAAAAAAAUUUUCCAAACUUCCUUUGUUUUUUACUUUAAAAAAAAACUUAAACUCGCACACAAUACCAACCAAAGUUCAGUCCUCUGGUCAAAGUUUGUGAAUCAAUAAAGUUUUUAUACUGGUCGGAUUGUUUUCCGAUAAAAAAAAUCUUAAAUACAUACCAACACAGUUCCAGUUGGUCUUCAGAGCUUCCUUUCGCUUGAUAUUAAAAAUAAAUAAAAUGUCCCAGGGUUAAGAUCACUUAACCAAACCAGGUACGUUCUCCCACGGAAACUUUUAUCGGGUGUGUGAUGAUGGUCACCCUGGGUCGAUCCCGACGCCUGUAGUCAAAUUUCCAGGUAAAAAUUUCCAAACAAUAUUAAUAAAGGUUACUCUUCGGCCUGGUCCCAACCAGCAGGCGUGAAGUGAUCUAUUCUGAGAUUUAUUUAGUUUUUUUCGAGAGAGCUGCAGACGACGUGGUCGCACGUAGCAACGAUCGAGCGACAACUAACCUUGCACCACGCAGUUACCUUACUUUUACAAAGCCAAAACAAAGGGAGGCAAUCCUGUGGGCCAACUGACCAAUCAAAACACAGAAUCCAGUAUCUGACCAUAUAGGGGAAAAUACUGAAAAAAUGUAUUUCUCUAUAAGUCUGGGAAGACACAUCACACCACUUCAAAGCUUGCUCUGAUUGGCUGGCGAGACAGCACCCAGCGAAAGUUCCAGUCUAUUACUGAGCAGUCAUGCGCCCACGUUCUGGGGUUUUCCAACAACGCACUAACUUGAGGCCUGAAAAGUAACUUGCCGGCGACAAUGUGUCACACCCGUGUCUUCCUUUCUUCUGAAACCUUCUAGAAUGUUACAGCGUGACUACCCAGACUAUAAUUUAAAAUAUAACAGAACCUAAUUAAUACACAUGUUAAUUAUAAGUGGUAAAGUAAACAAAUAAUAAUAAAACACAGUACAUUCAGCUUUGAAUAAAACUUAACCCAAAUUAAUAAUAAACACUAUUAAAGCACAAAUAAAAUAUUUGAAAUACACCACUUGGUCCCUCUCACUACCAUCAACACUGAAUACUGGUGCUAACCACAGACAUUCUGAAUAUUCAAUAUUCUCCCUUUUACAUAUGUGUUUGAAAUACUGCAAAUAUAUCAUCAUUAGUAAUUGUGCUCACUGUUUUAACAGUUUUUGCAACUGUACUUUCUGCUUGUGGAAAAUAUUGAGAGUUGACAUUUCAUUUGCAGGUACAACUACAUUUUCAAAUUUAACUUUCAAAUUUAACCAAGUGCUGGUGAGAAAGUGUAGUAAAAUAUUAAAAGCAUUUCAGCAAACUGUCAUCAGUCUUGUGUUUUGUUUAAACUCAAUAGUGACUACACAAUGCAUGCAACAGAUGUGUGAUGCGUGGUUAUAGAGACAUAUAUGUAAUUGAGUAUGUACGUACACUAAAGUUGACAUUUGGAAGAAGCAGUGGCCACCACUGCUGCUAGAGCUGUCUGGUCGAGAAACAAGUUAGCGAGGAGAGUCCGUGUGUUGCAGCUUCAUACGUCUUGCCAGUGGAAUCAAGUUCAUUUGGUGAAAGUAGUAAAAUAAUUUCAGUUAAUGCUUCUGGGAUUGUUACAAUAUUUUAGGAUGGUUAAUGAGAACUUAUUUAAAAGUGUUGCAUAAGUUCUAUGGUGAUUUUAAAAUCAUGAGUUUAAGUAAAAGUGUUAUGUCUGUGCCUAGUGAAAUUAGUACUGGUUUCUUUAGUUGUGAUGAUAAUAUUAUUCCGUUUUGAAAUGCAUGGUUUUAAAAAUUAAUAUUAUUUCAUUCAUUAAUUAGAACAGAUUGCCAGAAACUCAAAAAGUGUGAUCCAAGUGGAGCCAGUAGUUACGACUCAUUCCAGCUGGUUAGUCAAGUUGAUUGCACUUGAUGGGACAGGACGAGAUGAGAUGAGACUCAAAGGUAUUUUUCUUAGAACAUGUUACGUAUAGUACAUGUGCAGAGAGAAUAAAAUCACUUACCACUGUUUCCAAAAUACCUUAUAGUGAAACCUUGUAUUUCCUAUUUCCAAUCUUAUACAGUUAUUUUGAAUAAUUACACUGUCCGAAAACGUAUGUAUGUCUCGCUAUGUACGUAUCAAAACACUAGAAGUAGCCACUAUUUUAGAAUUAAAUGUGUGCAGUACAUCAUAUAUUUGUAACACACCAAAUAAACUUAAAAAAUAAAAUAUUUUAUUAGUGUCUCAAA